Molecule: messenger RNA, 2422 nt
Organism: Drosophila innubila
Lineage: Eukaryota; Metazoa; Arthropoda; Insecta; Diptera; Drosophilidae
Product: endothelin-converting enzyme-like 1
Exons: 1
Coding region: 352-2325 (657 amino acids)
Biological process (GO): protein processing
Cellular component (GO): plasma membrane
Molecular function (GO): metalloendopeptidase activity
Source: RefSeq, a predicted model, not a curated record
GGGCCAGUGAAUUAAAUACGAAUACAUAAAAAUUGAAAACGCGUGAAACGAGUUUUUAGUUGAUUUUUAGCAAGCGGCAAACGAGCAACGAAACAACGAAACAUUCUCGAAAUCGAGACAAAAGUUGUGAAAUACAAAAGAAUAAGAAACCAUUGAAAUAAAUAUUCUCAAAUCAAUAUUCUGACAUGUGUGCGCCUAAACAAAACCAACAACAACAACAACAACAACAACAACAACAACUGCAACUUGUGCCGAGAACUGCAGGCAACUGCAUAAAAAACUGAUUAAAACAAAGUUAAUUUUAAAAAUAAUAAAUAAGAAGUUAUAUACAUAAGAAUUGUGUUUGAUAAAAUGCCACGCAUUUGGGGGAUUUGUUUGCUGCUGGCAAGUGUCCAGGCGCUGCCCACGAAUCACCUGAAUCAAAGUUGUCGCCACUCUGGAGUUGAUCCCUUGGAGGAGUCGCCAUGCAGCAGGGAUAUCAAUUUGCAGUACAUUCAAAGGCUGGAGAGUUAUAUGCGGCCCGAGGUGGAUGCCUGUCAGGACUUUCAUGGCUAUGCCUGCGGCAAUUGGAGAUCGGUGCAUGGAGCCGGCGUAUCCGCCAUGUCAUUGAGCGGCUCUCACAUCGAUGAACGCUAUGUGGAUCUGUUCGAGCGUCUGCUGAGGGAACGCCAAGCACCGGAGCAUCGUCUUCCGAUGUUUCCAAAACUCUUGCAAUAUUAUCAGAGCUGUCUGGCUUUGGAAAAACCACGUCUCCGUCGCUAUCUGAAACUUUUGCCGGUUCCAGCUACCAAUCAUUGGCUGGAGCUGUUGGCGAUAUUGGGCCGACAUGGUUGCCAUGAACACUACUUGAAGAUCGAGGUGAUUCAUCACAAUUCCACACAGCACAUUGUUGUGAUCCAAGCGCACGAAUUCAAUCUCAGCCUGAAUCUCAGCAGAACUAUAUACACUGCCCUGAGGCGUCACAUGGACAACAAGUUGCCGUCGUUGUCGCAGCUGCGCAUUCAGUUCCGACAACUGGAGGAGACACUGGAGCGUCUGUCCAGGCCAAAGAACAUCAACAGCGAGGAGGAGACGCUCACCAUGUACACACUGGAUCAACUGCAGCGGGAUCUGCCGGCUCUAAACUGGACAUAUGCCUUGGAGCUGCGAUUGAAUGGCACCUACGAUGGGAAUCAUCAGCUGCUGGUGGAUGAGCUGCCCAGACUGCGUCAGUUGAUCGAGCAUCUAAAUCAAACCGAUGCUCGACUUCUGCAGUUGUACGGCUUGGCGAGAUUCCUGCAACAUAUGCUCCAGUUGCCACACAAUCCACUGACCAGUCUUUCCAGUUCCAGCUCCACUUCCAACUCCCCUUCAGCUGUUACCUGUGUGCAGCACAUGCGAAAGACACUUUAUCUGGCCAUGAACUAUGUCUAUGAGCACACCUACUACUCGAGACAACGUGCUGCCGAUGAGCGCGUCAUCUUUGGCGUCUUCCAGGAGCUCAAGUCCCAGAUAGCCCAGCAAAUGGAAGAGAAUGAGUUCGGACUGGAGGCCAACUUGCUGGAGGCACUGCAGCAGAAGGUGCAAGGCUUGCGUCUCAAUAUUGGCAACAUGCCGCAAAAUGCCACUGAUCAGUUUUAUAGAGAUUGGGAGAAUCGUUGGCAAGUCGGCGGUGAUUUCUAUCGGAAUCACUUGCAGAGUCUGCUGCACUAUUAUGACCAUCUGGCGGAGCUGGAGCGUACGCGGAAUGCCACGAUGAGGCAACUGUUUUAUAGCUUCAAUCAUCAUGGUCCCACGCUGCUGGACAACAUUGAUGCCACACCGUAUUUCUACUGCCUGAGCAGCAUCAUCAUCAUGCCCUAUGCCUAUGUGCAGCUGCCGUUCUAUCAUGCUCAGUUCUGGCCAGCGCUGCUCUAUGGCGACUUGGCCAAUACCCUCGGCCACGAGAUGUUCCACGCCUUCGACACAUACUUUGUGGAUUAUGAUGCGCAGGGUGUGAUGCGCAACUACAGCGAUCAGUUGCGACUGAAUAGUCAGUAUGUGGCAGGUGUCAACUGCCUCAACGACACCGAUGUCCUCAUGUUGAACGAACGCACGGCAGACGUUAGUGGAACGCGCCUUGCACUCAAGACAUACAUGCAACAGCCGGCGGAGAGACGCCACAAUGGACACGUGUAUUUCCUGCAAUUUGCUCAGUUCUUUUGUGGCGAGGAGGCGGACAUGUUCCAUGACCCGGGCAGCAAGAGAUUGAACUAUGCCCUCGCACAGAUGCCCGAGUUUGCCGAGGUCUUCCACUGCGCCCCAGGAACACGUAUGAAUCCUGUCAAGCGCUGCCAAUUCUGGUAGCGUCAACUCUUGUAUAACAUUGUAGAGUAGCUGGUGUAUAGCUUUAACUAGUUAGACCAACAAGUAUUGUAAAUAAAAGUAUGCUUAAGUAACUGCU